Scylla paramamosain (green mud crab) is the source of this 2284-nucleotide messenger RNA. It is a transcript of the gene abs, whose product is annotated as ATP-dependent RNA helicase abstrakt-like. Gene Ontology annotation, molecular function: ATP binding; RNA helicase activity; RNA binding. The record is from RefSeq and is a predicted model, not a curated record. Lineage: Eukaryota; Metazoa; Arthropoda; Malacostraca; Decapoda; Portunidae. Gene Ontology annotation, biological process: mRNA splicing, via spliceosome. Gene Ontology annotation, cellular component: spliceosomal complex.
CUGCAAAACUAUCAAGGCCAGUAGCGAAAGAAACAAGACAAGACUUACCGUGCAGACAGGAAACAGGGAAAAAGAGUGGUUUCCUUGACAGUACUCGUGAAGCAUCGCAGUGAGUCAUGGCCUCCUCUUCACCCAAGCUCAAGAGGUAUCGUCGAGAACACCAAAGCUCGAGUGAGGAUGAAGAUUAUCAACCAUAUGUUCCUGUUAGGGAAAGAAAGAAACAGAAACUUAAACAAAUUCUCAAGAUCUCCCAAGAUGAAGAGAGUGGGAGCCUCAGUGGGCAGGAGCGGGAGGGUGGAACGCAGGAGCAGGAUGUGCAGGAGCUGGCACGCAAGAACAACAUCUCUCUCCUGGACCAGCACACAGAGCUCAAGAAAAUUGCUGAAGCCCGUAAAGAAUCUGAGUUAGAAAAGCAGCGAAGAGAGGAACAGCGUCUCCUGGAGGCUGUAGCAGAGAAGCGGGCACUCAUGGCAGUGUCUGAGCUGGCUCGUGGCGUGCAGUACGAGGAGCCUGUGGUCACUGCCUGGCGGCCUCCAAAGCGGGUCCUGGCCAUGGACAACAGACGCCAUGACAGGGUUCGCAAAAAAUACAACAUUUUAGUUGAGGGACAAGAAGUACCUCCUCCCUUGAAAAGUUUUGCAGACAUGAAGUUUCCUCCUUGUAUUGUGAAAGCUUUGCAGAAAAAGGGAAUUGAAAAGCCUUCCCCUAUCCAGAUGCAAGGCAUUCCAGCAGCAUUGCAGGGUCGAGACAUGAUUGGCAUUGCAUUUACAGGAAGUGGGAAGAGUAUGGUCUUUAUCCUUCCCAUCAUAAUGUUCAGCUUGGAGCAAGAAAAAAAGUUGCCCUUCAUGAACAAUGAAGGCCCAUAUGGUUUGAUUAUCGUUCCUUCUCGAGAGCUUGCCAAGCAGAUUAAGGACAAUAUAGAUUACAUAUGUAAGUUUACUGAAGCAGAUGGUUGCCCAGAAAUAAGAACUUGUCUUGCCAUUGGUGGAGAACCUGUAGCAACUGCACUGCAGGUUAUUAGAAAAGGUGUUCACAUCAUGGUGUGUACGCCAGGCAGGCUCAUUGACAUGCUGGACAAGAAAAUGGUUCGUCUGGAUGUUUGUAGGUACCUUGUUAUGGAUGAGGCAGACAGAAUGAUUGACUGGGGCUUUGAAGAAGAUGUGAGAACAAUUUACUCAUAUUUCAAAGCACAGAGGCAAACACUUCUUUUCUCUGCCACCAUGCCAAAGAAAAUACAAAAUUUUGCACGAUCAGCUUUAGUAAAGCCUGUGACAGUGAAUGUUGGUCGUGCAGGAGCAGCAUCAAUGUGUGUCAUCCAAGAGGUGGAGUAUGUGAAGCAGGAAGCUAAAGUGACCCACAUUCUGACUUGCCUGAACAAAACCUCUCCACCUGUUCUUAUAUUUGCUGAGAAGAAACAAGAUGUUGACCUGAUCCAAGAAUACCUUCUCUUGAAGGGAGUCACUGCAGCUGCCAUUCAUGGAGGGAAAGAUCAAGAAGAGAGAUCAGCAGCUGUACAAGCCUUCCAGAAAGGAGACAAGGAUGUUCUGGUGGCCACUGAUGUUGCUUCCAAAGGCUUGGAUUUUCCUGGAAUCCAGCAUGUUAUCAACUAUGACAUGCCAGACGACAUAGAAAACUAUGUUCAUCGCAUUGGUCGUACAGGUCGCUCUGGCCAGCAGGGUGUGGCCACUACAUUUGUUAAUAAGGCCAAUGAUGAAUCAGUUUUGCUGGAUCUCAAGCACUUACUGAUUGAGGCUAAACAGAAGGUUCCUCCCUUCUUGAAUACUUUGGGUGGCAUUGAAGAAGACAUGCAGGCUUCUCUGGAGGAUGAUGGUGGAGAUGAGCGUGGCUGUUCCUACUGCGGUGGCUUGGGUCACCGCAUCACUGCCUGUCCCAGGCUGGAGGCCAUGCAGAAUAAGCAGGCAGCAGGAAUUGGACGCAAGGAUUAUCUUGCUGCCAAUGCUGCUGACUAUUAAGCUGACUUUAGGUUGAGGGUACAUGUUAAUAUGUAAAUAUAAAAUUUUAAUAUUGUCUGCUACAAUGUAUUUUCCUUGGAUCCUCAUCAAGGGACUGUGGACAGUUUCCAUUUGCUCCUGUUCUUACUUAUAUCUCAUGCAUUCUUCGAACACUUUUUUCUAUUUUGUAAUGGUCUUUAUUAUAUAUCCUCCUCAUCCACUCCUGAAUGACUUACCUUUCAUUUUUAAUUUAUUCCACUGAUAUUGUAAUAUUGUAAUUUCUCUGUAUGGAGUUCUGAAUUCAGUUGCAUAUACUCUUCCUAGGAAAUCUC